AGAGAUUGGUUUCUUCGAUUGUGGGGUGUGUUACUUCUUUUGCUUCUGCUCAGUCCAGUGAUAACUGGAAGGGAAACUUGAUUCAAACAGUUUGGCCUAGGCUGGCCUUCUUGGGUCAAAGGCCUAGUUAGGUUUGUGAACUAUAGAGACACCCGUCCUCCCCAACAAAAUCUGGGGACGUGGAAUAUGUGCGCUGGCCUGAUUGGCAGUGACAGAAGACGUGGGAAGUAACUCUCUUUCAACACCUCCUCUGGCGCUGUGAGAUGAAGAGAGCUCUUCAGAAAGGAAAUCUUGGAAACUGUUAUUAGCAGCGCAGGGCGCAGGCAGAGCAGUCUUUGAUUGAGCGAAGCUGAAAGUUCUAUUGAUUGUGUGUAGAUCUUAUCUCUAGAUUCUAGACCUUGCGUCUUGGUUCUUCUCAAAGGUUUAGGACAGAUCACUUCCCUCUGAUUCCUGUGAUUUAUUGAAGGACGUUUUAAAUUCUGGCUGAAGAGCUGUGCUGGUUAUGUUUUCCGGCCAACACACGACUGUCUUCACUCUACUGUUGAGUCAGUGCAAGAACUUGGACACCCACAACACGACUGUCUUCUCUCUACUGUUGUCUACUGUUGAGUCAGUGCAACAACUUGGACAAAUGAUAUCCUUUACGAUGGGCAGUUGAUUGGUGUCAGACUUCCUGCCUUAGACUAAGGACAGGUGAAGAUCCUCCAUCAACCCGACAAGAAGACACAGUUAUGGCAGCAGCAAAGACUGAGCCGAAAAAGACGAAGGAGUCUGCUGGAUUUAGUGAGCUGGGUGACUUUCCGUCCGUCAAUGCCUGGGUGAGAGAGUUGCGUUGGAUGACAGAGCUGGAGUGCAUGAGCAUUCUGCAAGGGAAACCUCUAGAUGGCUCGGCGGAGCAGGACAAUACCGCCUUCCAGGUUCAGGCUUUUCGAGAUGCUAUUGACCGUGUGAAAUUUGAGUCGAACAAAAUCACAGAAGGAUUCAACUCUUUGUUCAAGUGUUUCGACAACAACAAAUGGUCCACCCUCAACACAGAGACCAUGGGUGUGACCUGCAGCAUCCGCAAACUCAUCCAGCUGUGCAACUCCCACGUGGCGGAAGUGCCUUCGUUUAUACAAGAGCAACAAGAGGUUGUGAUGGGAGAGUCGGCUAAGCUGCUCCAGCAUACAGCCAGCGCUGCUGAUAAGAAUGUAGUCCACAAGGUGCCUCUGGUGAAUCAGCUGACGUUCCUGGGUCAGUCCUUCAGCCGCCUCGUGGACUCCACCCUGGGAUAUCUCGUCAAGCAAAUUGUGAGCAUGAUGGAGGCGUGCACGAGUGUGUCCUCCCUGCACGUGGUCAUCAACAACAUCAUCACGCUGGGCCUGGAGGGAGAGCACAUGUGCUACAUGCUGGCGCGGGAAGGAGCUGUGAGAAGCCUGGCAGACGUGUGUCGUCGGGAGAACGUGGCCUUCACCCGCUCCAAAGCUCUGAGGGGCCUGGCCACCAUCUGCUGCGCCCCGGAGUGUGUCACUGAGCUGGAGAAGGAGCACGGCAUUGACCUCCUGCUGGACAUUCUGAUGGACAUGGCGGUGCCCGAGUCGGUGCAGGGCGAGGCGGCCGGGGUCAUCGCUCAGAUCACGUCCCCGGUGCUGGACCAGAACCACCAGCUGUGCCACCUGGCAGACUGCCUGCAGGUUGUGCUCACCGCUCUGUUAGAUUUGUGCGAGAGAACAGACGGCCAUGAAACAUUCCUUUUGUCAGCGGCAGCAAUGGCCAACAUCACUUUCAUCGACUCCUCGGCGUGCACCAUGUUGCAGGAGCUGAAGGCACCCCAGCUGUUGGUGAAAGCUUGCAUGUGCCGCAAAGCCAAGUCCUUGUUUGCCAAAGACCAAGUGGCUACUAUAUUAGCUAACAUGGCAGCCAUUCCUACGUGUCAAGAGAGUGUCCGGUGUUGUGGUGGCCUUGACCUCUUGGUCACCUUCCUCCACCAAAAGCCCUCGCUGGUGUCCAGCACGGCCGAGCGGUCGGCCUGUGAGCGGGUCCAGCAGAAGGCCGCCAUUGCUCUGAUGCGCUUGUGUCAGGAUACCAGACAAACGUACAAGGUCAUUCGGCAAAAAGGCAUUCCAAGGUUCGUGGAGUUGUGUCGGGAGGCUGAGGCCAGGAACAACAGCGAUGCAGUUUUAGUGGCUUGUUUGGCUGCCCUGAGAAAAGUGUGUGCCCUGUACGGCCGCGAGGGAAUCUCCAGCCUGGACUACCAGCAGCUGGUUCUGCCACAGCUCAUGGACUCCUUCCUCAUGUGUUCACACACCGACGAGAACUUUGUCUGACGCUCUCAUGUGCCAACAAUAAUGGGUUUUUUUUAGGGGGGUUAUUUUAUUAAUUUUUUGGGGUAUAUUCUCACAAAUUGUUGUGUAAUGCUUGUGUAGGGACUUAAACUGGUUUGGAAUUGAGCAGGUGAACCAGAACUUGACCAGGCUCAUGGGUCAUGUAGAAUCGGAGGAUAUGGAGUAUAGUCUUGAUUACUUGAACCAUUUUUUUGUGGGGCUGGUCUGUGGAAAGAUGACAUCCUGGGACUGGGUCAUGGAAAAGGCUGAAGUAGUCUGUUUUGUAGUUGAUACUGUCUAUCUGAACAUGAAUGUGAGCAUUUAUUUAAUGAUAAGAUAUUUGCCCAGUUUUCUUGACUUGUUUGAUAAUUUAGUGACCCUUAACGAGGCUUCUAGCUACACUGGAUCUUUGUUUUUGAGCGGGUAGAAUUUUGGUUACUCUACAUUCAGUGUUAUGAGCCAAGUCACGUCUGUGGAUGCACUAUGAGAGUACUGCCUCUUGGCUUGUGAUGUUGGAUGUAUAAGUACAUGUGCAUAUACGGGAGCUGUUGUGAACGGGUUAAUCGACUGAUGUAUCGGUUCCGACGUCCAUGGGGCAUUCUUUUGUCGGACCAAUGACGUCACCGUCAAUGCCUAGAGGGUUGUAUUGACACUUAAGACACAUUGAAUGAAGUUCCCUUAGUAUUCAGGCGCAGUUGCUUGUGUGCUUUCAAUUUUUUUCCUGUUUGGGCAUCACGAUCUAGUCGUUAGGAUGUUAGAUUAUUUACAGUAGUAAGAUUGUUGGUUUGAUCCCCAGUUCGGUUAUGUGGGAAGUUUCGCAUCUAUGGGGGAAAGUAGCAAACACGAAUUUGAUCAGUUUUACCAGCCGCGUGCGGGUUUACUCUUCAUCUCCAGCGAGCCGCUCCAAGUGGCUCGCAGUCGGAAUUGCUGUGCCGGUGAGCAGCUGACAGCGGCUCGGGCACAUUCCUUUACGACGACUUCGACAUCAAAUUAGUUUUCACCAAUUGCCAAGAACAGGUCUCUUUUAUUGGGAUUUCUUUCUUUAGAUGAAGUACUAUCGAAAUAGGUUCACUUGUUUUGAUUUAAUGACCAAUUUAGCGACGUUUUGGUCAUUUUCAAAUUAAGCACCAAAAGCGGGCCUCAGCAUAGUGGGUUUACCCCCCCCCCCCCCAUGGAGAUAAAGAGUUAAAGAAAAGGGGGUUCGAGAAGGGAAAUUGUGUGAGUGAUAAUGUUUGAGCACUUCACAAGCUGCCACUGUGCAUGUCUUCCUGAGCGCCAGCUUAGAGGAAUAUACAAUGAAACGGUCAACUCAGUCUGUCCACGAGUCAAUCCACCAAAAAUCACCCCUACUUAAAAAAAAAAAACCCACCAAAAACCCAGCAUGCCAGUGGAAUAGGCAGAUCAUCCUCAUUGUUAGGAACAGAACAACCCAAGUUUGUUUUAUCCUUUUCAGCCUUUGGGUGCCAACUACACAAACAAUUGCCAUUUGGAUUAUUUGGACACAUCUUGAGUGCCUGUUGAUCCUGCUGUUAUCCUCAUUCUACCACCAUCCAUCCCCUUUCCUGAACAUUGGCUACUGUCAAAUCGGUUUAUUUUAAUUCAAGACAUUAUAUUUUUUGCUUAUGGAAACAUUUUUUUUUAAUGGAAAAAAAAUGUAGUUCUCCAAAUUCAAAAUCAAUCUAAAAAUGUUAAAGUUUUGCAUUUUUCUUUUUUCACUGACACACUAGAAGGAUAUCCUAUUGAAAGAUGAUGCAUAUUGAAUAAUUGAACGUAUAUAAUAACUGAGAAAUACAGAGUCAAGGAAAAAA
This is a messenger RNA of Aplysia californica (California sea hare), 4111 nucleotides long. RefSeq names its product protein inscuteable homolog. The transcript is spliced from 15 exons. The coding region runs from base 732 to 2306 and encodes 524 amino acids. Gene Ontology annotation, cellular component: apical cortex. Lineage: Eukaryota; Metazoa; Mollusca; Gastropoda; Aplysiida; Aplysiidae. Gene Ontology annotation, molecular function: cytoskeletal adaptor activity; protein binding. Gene Ontology annotation, biological process: asymmetric cell division; apical protein localization; establishment of mitotic spindle orientation. The record is from RefSeq and is a predicted model, not a curated record.